UGUGAUUCAUUUCUAUGAAUUAAACGUUCACGCGAGCGCGAAAAUGUCUGCAUGUAGCGAUGCGUAAACUUCGUAAAACACGUUUUUGAACAUAAAAUAAUGAUUUUCUGUGGAACCUUAAAUUACACAAAAAAUAGCCUAUUGAAAUGUAAACCUGAAAACUGAGUUACUAAACCUGUUGGUUGGUAGUUUUAUUUAUAGUUAAUCUAUGAAAAAAAAAAAGCAAAAACUUUUGCGAGCACAUGCUAAAGCCAUUAAAUAAAUGUUACGUAAGAUUUUAGGUAAAACGUCCAUUUGCGCAUUAUUUUACAAUCAUGAAUUGGCCCAUAUAUAUUUUGUGUUUAACGUUUUGGGGGACGUUUUAUUUUAAGACCGUAGGCUAUUAUCUACUCGCAUUCAAAUAGACCAAACAGCGGAUUUAGAAAUGAAUUUUCUUUUUAUAGUGGCAAAUUCGCUUUACUUCAUACUCAUGAAAGCCUUUUAAAGCCUAAUCCAAAAACAUCCCUCUGGAAUCUCCCAAAUAACUUUCCUAAUCCUAAUUUGCACACGAGAAGAUACGCGAACGUCAAAGAAGCAGAACCUAAAGGUCACGAAGCGUCAUAUAAGGACUAAACUGAGAGAAACGCUAAAAUAACACUUUAAAAACAGCCACGAAGUCCUCCUGAAAACGCAAACAAUCGGAUCGAUUAUCCUCCUUAUCUAUCCCAGUUGUUUAUUUGAAUCUUUAAAUUAAACUCCUCGCGCCAGUGGAUUCCUUCAGCAAUGUGCCGUUUUGAAACGUAAUGAUUAGGCUAUAUAAACUUUAAACUUUUUAUUUUUUACUUUCAACUAUUUAACUUAAAUUCAAUUUAUCAGCCUUUCUGCGCAUUUAACCGGAUUUCAGCGGAUCUAAACUAAAUCUAUUCAUAAACUGAAUUUAACAUGCUUAUAAGCCUAUAAAUUCCUCUGAACGCCACAAAUAACAUUCGUCGUUUGAUCCAGUAGAUAAUGUCAGUAAUCCCUGCGCGUUAUCAGCCACUACUGUAUCAGCUCCUUUCAUGCUGCUCUUGAAAUUGAGUUUUAAGGCACAACCUUAGAGAUGCCAUCCUGAUUUCAUAUUAAUUCACUCCAACUGUUAGCACACAGGGAGCUCUUCCCAGCUAUUUGUCCUGGAGGAGCCCAGGGUGCCCUUUUGAUCAUUUCAAUCUCUCUCUGGUACAAUAGUUCUGAUUGGCUGAACGAGUAAGAAAAGGGAAAAUCUUUAAUUAAGCAGAUAAUCUCUUGUUGGGAUGAGAGGAGCUCCAUUUCAGAACCCCCUUGGCUCACACAUGAGACCCCCAGCCUCUGAAUUCUGGAUGUAGGUUAUAUAGAGCUCUUGCAGACCCCUCUGCUUUCCAAGGUGAAGAAAAGUCUGCCGGUCCUCUCUCUCAGGAUGUUCAUGCAUUUGGAGUUUUAUUAUUACGCUUUCAUCCUGAUGGCUCACAUGAAGUCUUGCUGCAGUUGGUCAGUGAAUAAUUUCCUGAUGACUGGCCCAAAGGCCUACUUGAUCUACUCCAGCAGUGUGGCCGCAGGAGCUCAAAGUGGGAUUGAAGAGUGCAAGUAUCAGUUUGCGUGGGACCGCUGGAACUGCCCGGAGAGGGCUCUUCAACUCUCCACCCACAGUGGACUCAGAAGCGCAAACAGAGAAACAGCGUUUUUCCAUGCCAUCAGCUCUGCUGGAGUCAUGUACACCCUCACCAGGAACUGCAGCCUCGGUGACUUUGACAACUGCGGAUGUGAUGACACCAGGAAUGGCCAGCGAGGUGGUCAGGGAUGGCUAUGGGGAGGCUGCAGCGAUAAUGUCGGAUUCGGAGAGGCGAUCUCCAAGCAGUUCGUGGAUGCGCUGGAAACCGGACAGGACGCACGAGCCGCCAUGAACCUGCAUAACAACGAAGUAGGACGCAAGGCAGUGAAAGGAACCAUGCAGAGGACGUGCAAGUGCCAUGGAGUGUCUGGCAGCUGCACCACUCAGACCUGCUGGCUGCAGUUGCCGGAGUUUCGAGAGGUGGGCAACUACCUAAAGGAGAAAUAUCACAGGGCCGUGAAGGUGGACCUGCUGCGGGGCGCGGGGAACAGCGCAGCCAGCCGCGGAGCGAUCGCGGAGACCUUCAGCUCCAUCUCGCGUAAAGAGCUGGUGCACUUGGAGGAUUCCCCCGACUACUGCUUGGAGAACCGCACUCUGGGCUUGCCAGGCACGGAGGGCCGUGAGUGCUUGAGGAAGGGCAAGAAUCUGAGCAAAUGGGAGAAGCGUAGCUGCAAGCGGCUGUGCGGAGAGUGCGGUCUGGCUGUGGAGGAACGCAGGGCCGAGACGGUGUCUAGCUGCAACUGCAAGUUCCACUGGUGUUGUGCUGUAAAAUGCGAGCAGUGCCGCAAAACUGUCACAAAGUACUACUGUGUGAAGAGGACCAAACGGGUCACGAACGAUAGUGCCAGCCGCAGGAAAAGCUAUCGGCUGAAGAAGAAGCACUAAAUGUCCUGAACUGUUCGCUACGGCGGUCUAGAAGUUAAGCAGAUGUUUUUGUCUCAGAAUACACCCUGAGCUUGAAUACAUUUCAUGAGCUCAAAGGUCCAUCUGAAUGCUUUAAUGGACACCUAGAUGUCCAGAGCUGAUACUUUAAAUGCAUAUUUGAUCUGUAUUAUUUCACCUAAGCAUUUCAAAAUGACUCCUGUAUACAUUGUAAGAUAGCACUGAACACCGCAUCUAACCAAUAUAUAGCACAAUAGACUGUGAAUAACCUUUUCAUUCACCAACAGUGAUGUACUUUGAUGGAUAAUUUAUUGGAUUGAUCAUUUUUAAAGGAGUUUUGAAUUCACGAUUCGGGCCACUUCUCCAGCUGCCAUCAGAAUCAUUUCUUGUCUGUUUUUAGCAUUCUGAUAAUAGUUUUACCCUGAUACUGUAUAUGAACUGUAAAUAAGAGGAAGCACUUUGUAUAUUGUUAAUUUAUUGCACAGAUACUAUAGUGCUGUUUUUCUAUGAUAGUUUCUUUCUAUGUGUUUUUUUUUUAUUUUGCUUUCAUAAUUAAAAUUAUGUAAUAGGUAUCAUCUUUUAAUGUUUUCAUUCAUUUAGGUUAGAUGAAAGCAUCUGAAUUAACUGAGCCACUUGUUGUUUGUGUAGUAAAACAUCCUCUGCUAAUUUCCUUUGCUCAGAAAUAAAUAUGCUUCAUAGUAAUGAUAAUAAUAAUGACAUUUUUAGCGUAAAAAAUGAAAGAUCCGUCCCACACAUUGUAAAAUUAAAUUAUUUACCGUAGACCGUUGGUCAAACCUAAUGAUUUCUUUGUCUUGGGCAUAUAUAACCCUUUUCUUUCUGUAUUCUUCAGCUUGAUGUCACAUAACCCUGGGGCAGAGAGACAAUGAGAGAGAGCAUUUAAUUAUAGUCUUCCUUCCUUCACGCCUCUCUCAAUUUCUUCUUCACAAAUGCCUUCUUUUCUGUCUUGGUAAUCCUCAAAGCACUCCCAAUGCUUUUGCGCUUGGAUGUUUCUUUACUGUUUAAGACUAGUUUAAUUAACUUUGUUGAGACAGAGGGAAAACAUGAACCAAGUCGCCCCACAAAUCAUCUAGCAUCUAAUUUUGUAUGCUAAUCUCCUUUUUCAUGCUGCCAUCUCGGGAGAAAAAAAAAAAAUGUUGGGAAAACUUCAUGUAGCCUGUGUUGGGCUUCCUGUGGAUGUUUUAUUCCAGGCCCACCUAUUUGGCUCUUUUCAGUCCUCUAGGGCCUUCCUUUGCUCGAUUUAACAAUGAAUGGCGAGCUAAUCAGCUCCCUCGGAAAUGCACUGCUGCUGAAGACGCUAAUCCCUCUCUCCUCCUCCUUCAAUGGGCUGUCGCCUUCAAAAGGACUUUGGGAAAAGGCUUUGCAUGGAUUCACACUGUUUGCUGAAUAGAAGUUAGUUCAAGUAUUGUACCCAAACAAGUAGGGUUUAUAAACAAAUACUUGCCAGCUACCGUCCCAUCUGCAAAAGUGCCAACCCUACAGUAAAACACAGUGACAAAACUGAGGCCCUUUAAAAGUUGACUAAAAAAACUAAUUAAAAGUCUAUUUAUUGGUGAUAGCUUUUUCUGAUGCACUUCUCUUUGCUGUGGUUUCAAUGAAGCACCUCAUUGACAUCUUAUUUGUGAAAAUCAAGAUCAAAAUAAAAACUCCCCUUGACACCUUGUUAA
Megalobrama amblycephala (Wuchang bream) is the source of this 4170-nucleotide messenger RNA. RefSeq names its product wingless-type MMTV integration site family, member 8b (gene wnt8b). The record is from RefSeq and is a predicted model, not a curated record. NCBI's taxonomy places the organism in Eukaryota, Metazoa, Chordata, Actinopteri, Cypriniformes, Xenocyprididae. Gene Ontology annotation, cellular component: extracellular region. The coding region runs from base 1412 to 2488 and encodes 358 amino acids. Gene Ontology annotation, biological process: neuron differentiation; cell fate commitment; canonical Wnt signaling pathway. Gene Ontology annotation, molecular function: cytokine activity; frizzled binding. The transcript is spliced from 6 exons.